This is a messenger RNA of Hevea brasiliensis (rubber tree), 1481 nucleotides long. RefSeq names its product E3 ubiquitin-protein ligase At3g02290. Lineage: Eukaryota; Viridiplantae; Streptophyta; Magnoliopsida; Malpighiales; Euphorbiaceae. Gene Ontology annotation, molecular function: ubiquitin-protein transferase activity. The coding region runs from base 570 to 1247 and encodes 225 amino acids. The transcript has 6 exons. The record is from RefSeq and is a predicted model, not a curated record.
AUAAAGUUGAAAGUGGAUUGAUUCCAUCACCCACCACUAAAGGGAGAGAGACGGCAGCUUUUGUUUUGCGAAUUCAUCGGCUUCCUCGCCGAAACAUAAAAUCCGAUUUUCGAAUCCAUCGCUCUCUCUAUCUCGCUCCCCAAUUCUCGGCUUAUCUCGGGUUCUCCCAGUUAACAAAAUUGUCCAUCGAUCACUUCCCUCUCUCUCCCCUACUUCUCUCAGCUCGCUCCAGGGAAACAUUGAUAAGGAAUAAAAUUGCGACUUCCAUAGAGAAAGGAGGACAAUUGUGGCCAAACAGUCCGUAUUCUGUUAACAAGAUCAUAUUAAGUGAUCAUAAUUGUACAACCAAAUAGAAAAGAGGGAUUUCGCACUAAAAACGGGAGAGAGAGGGUACUGGUUCGCAGAGGCAAUUGAACUUCUGCGAGCUUAUAGUCUUCUCUUGUUCUCCAUUUAUUUGUUCGAGACAAUACAUCUUGAUGCCAAUACACUGCGGCAUUGAGUUUUGUUGGUGAGAUUGGAGAAUUCUUUUGGAGGGCAUUCUGUGAAAGAAAGGGAUUGGAGCUGGCACUAUGGGUUCUGUUUGCUGUUGUUUGCAUGUUGAGGAUUUUGAGGAUUAUAUGAAUCCUAACAGUUCUGUAUAUAGAAAUUGCAUGUGUCUCAGUUGCUUUGUACAGAAUUUUCUUCAUGUGUAUUCCUCAUUAUUUGGAAGAGGGGAAGUGCAUUCUGUCCCCUCAUCCAUUCAGGGGACAGCUUCUAUGACUUCUGCAUCACUUGACAACUCUCUCUCUGACAUGUACCGAUCUCCUCCAAGGCCCUUACCUUAUGAUGCCGAUCCCAGAUAUUUUCGCUUGCAGCGUGAUGGUCUGGUUUCAAGACGUGAGAAGGGCUCAAGUCAUUCACAUGAGGAAUCAGAACCGUUAAGAAGUGAAAAUGAUGCCGAUUCUGAUUCCUUGAGCACAGCAGACAAAUGGUCUGCAUCUGCUUGUGAAGAAGGAUCCAAAGAACAGCGUGCUAGAUCCUCACUGAAGUUUUCAUCAGCGAAAACUGUUGGGAUUGGAUACAUUUAUUCAUCCUCAGAAGAUGAGGAUGUCUGUCCAACCUGCCUUGAAGAAUAUACACCAGAGAACCCCAAAAUAGUGACUAAAUGCUCCCACCAUUUCCACCUUGGUUGUAUUUAUGAAUGGAUGGAAAGAAGUGACAGCUGCCCAGUCUGUGGCAAGGUAAUGGUAUUCGAUGAAACGACUUGAACUUAGCUUAUAGGUUUGUGUUGUGGAUGAAACCAGCAAGAACAGGGAGAAGAAAGAAAGGCAAAAGGAGACAUUUAGAGUUUCUUUGUGAAUAUUGUAGGUUAAAGUGCUUGUUAUCUGUGGUAAAUAUUAAAUUGUUCUGAUAACAAUCAUUCAAAAAAUACGGUUUCUUCAAAAUGCCCUUCAAAAUUUUUCAUCCAUAUGAAUGGAAAUCUGCUUAUAGUUUCAGGAAAA